AUGUCUGCCCCAGCUACGUACUAUAACGUCGAAGUCGUCCAGUUUUGGCAAGGCCAGAAAGAGUACCUUCGGCCUUAUCCCCUUCACUGGGUUAUCUACAUCCCGACUGGUCCUGGUAUCGGGAAUACGUACCACAUCCUGGGAAAUACAGAUACCUACACCAUAGAGUUCAAACGCAAUCAGCCACACGUAAACCCCAAUGACUGGCGCGGAAGUUUUACUGUUGGAAGAGUGGCCACCCAUCAGCUGGCUUUGUUAGAGAGGCACCUCGCAAGCGUGCCAAUCACACGUCACGACCCCCGAUGGAACUCCCAGAACUGGGUAUGGGAAUGUCUCCGCUACCUCCGCCGCCAACGUUUUGAGAUCAGCUGGCAGUUUAGACAAUGCGACCUUCAAACGAAGAUGUGCUGCCUGCUGGAGGAAUGGGAAUUCGGUCGAAUUUAGAGGGGGAGAUCCGAUGUGCCCCUCGGAGUGGUUCAUCAAAAUAUUUAAUAUCCUUAUUCGGAGUCAUUUGGAGCACUCACCAUAGAGUUUAGACACUUAUCUGCAUUCUACAUUUGUAUCAUCACCAGCAUCAUAGACAGCUUUGGCGAUUGCCCG
Messenger RNA from Suillus subaureus, 600 nucleotides. RefSeq lists its product as uncharacterized. The transcript has a single exon. NCBI's taxonomy places the organism in Eukaryota, Fungi, Basidiomycota, Agaricomycetes, Boletales, Suillaceae. The record is from RefSeq and is a predicted model, not a curated record. Bases 1 to 444 code for a protein of 147 amino acids.